Varroa destructor (honeybee mite) is the source of this 3877-nucleotide messenger RNA. RefSeq names its product integrator complex subunit 15. NCBI's taxonomy places the organism in Eukaryota, Metazoa, Arthropoda, Arachnida, Mesostigmata, Varroidae. The record is from RefSeq and is a predicted model, not a curated record.
GUAUUUAUCGUCCAGUCAGAACUGAACACAGUGUAGUGAAGUCCUGAAGAAACGACAGGGACGGAGUGCUGAGAGCAUUAUACAUUUUCGAACAGUGUUUAAUGUGAAAAUUGGGUGGGGAAUUCGUUUUACAGGAUUGAACAGGAGUGACCAGUUUAUUGAGAAACUUUAAAUUGGACAUAUCGUUUGGAGCACGUGACUUGCGACAGUAGCCGUUGGGUGCUUGUUCCUUAUUCGUUAACCUUAGGCUUUUCCUUGGGUACGAAGAUCCGGCGUGAUCGGAAUCGAUCGGCUACAAAAAUGGCAGCUGAAGUGAAAACGCUCCUCCGGAAGCUCGACUUUCCAGCUGUCGUUCUUGAAGCGCUUGGUCAGCUACAGAAGAUUCUUGUGACACCCGUGACGCCUAUGGUAGUUGAGCUCUGCAAUGAGAUCCUCGAAGAAUUUGUAUUUCUCGAGAAACGCCGUAAAAAACUAACAGCGAUUCGCGAAUUGCAUCUACUAGACGUGAUGUGCACGUGCUUCCAGACAAUGUCCCAAGAGUCAGGUCGCAAUUUGUUCUUCGUUAUGUUUCCACCAAGCGAUCGGCAACUGCUCGAUCGGCGGAUGCCUAUCCUCUCCCGUUUUGUCUCACUAGCCGUCACGUUGAAUGUGGAUAUACUUUUGGACUGUGCAGCCUUUUGGAUUCAUGUGGCCGGCGUAAAUAGUGAUGUAUCAUCACAGUUAACGCGUCAGCUUCUUCGAGAGCUGUUCGACGGAACGGAAGUCGUACUCUCGCCAGUGGAACCUAACGGGUCAACUCAGCCUCUUAGCGCUGCACCAGUUGUAAGGCCAGCCGGAGUUCAGUUAGUUCACACGAGUCCGGCAUUCUGUGCUACGAUUGUUACGACAGCGACUUUCCUUUAUCCGACAUCGCUUCCACCCAGGCGUCUACUCUAUUUACUAUCGGCAUGGCUUGAUUUCAAUCUAUUUCUGGCAUUUGUACCACUUGAAAGUGUAAUGCCGACGGCGCACACGUUUGUGCCUGGUCUGGUUGCGUGGACCACUGUAGCUGGCUUAAGCCCCGAGACUUUAGCGGACAACGGCGUCAACGGAUUGUUUAACGCAGAUCGUCUGGAUAUUGGAAGCGAGUCUGACGCUGCAGUAGUUAACCGUCUUCAUCUUGCCCUUCUAAAAAUGAUUCUCAAAGCUCCACAGGGCACAUUACAGGCUGACCAUUUAGUGAAAUUGGCUCAUUCCCUUCAAACCCGUAUCGGGACCAACAGCCAUGUCAACAUUGCGGCAACGUGGCGGGUUGAACGUUUUGUACAAAUUAUUCAAGCAGCGCUAAGCUCACGUUGUGUUCAUGGCUCGCUUCGUAGUCUUCGGGGAGCUUUAUCACGUCUACCACCUACGCAACUUACCGGAAUCGUGCUCGAGACCAACAAAACAGUUCUGCUUGCGUGACCCGUAACUAACUGGUCUUACGGUAUGAACCGAUAACGCCCACUUUUUUGACCUGUUUUCGAGCUGCCUAUCGGCAACUUCGUUUUUGUCGCUGCGUUUUGAUUCGCAGUAUUGUGAAAUAUGCAGGCCAAUGACAGUGUGCUAUUUUGCCCAACAAUAGGCAAGCUGUAAAUUAGGCUGUUGUAGAAACAGAGGUCCGCUUUACACUGCAAUAACAAAUUUAUGCAUAAACUAAUUAUUUCACAAUGAUAAAGGUAUUUUCAGCAUAAUCCUUAAUGAUCUCUUAUUGUUAUUAUACGAUGCUUUAGAGUCAACAUUUUUUACGGAAACAGUAAUUAUGUGUGACAAUUUGAACUCAUCGGAAAAUAAACUAGAUGUAAAGAUGUUUUCAGCAAAUAGACGAUCAAUUAUAAGUCUGUAUAUUUGUACAUUGUGUAGAUAUAUUCGUUUGUGAUAAACAAAUGACAAAUAAUUCUACAUUUUAGCCAUGUGUCUUCACUAACAUACUCAAACGUGAAUGCAGGUAUUUCUGGUGGAAUUACAAUUUUUUUUCCAUGUCGUAUUUUUCAACUGCGCGUUAGAUGGUGCAUUACAUCCAACAUCAAAUGCAGUACAUCCAACAUCAAAUGACCGUAAUGGUGACUGUUAACGGCUUCUCGUCACAGUCUUUUAUAGAAACCGCAGAAUAGUUUUUCGUGUUCUAGUGCGCAUCUGCAUUGGUUCAAAUAUAUUUUCUGCUUUUAUGUUCGGGCAUGUUUUCGUCAACAAUAUUCCGACAAUUCUGGAAAGUUAAUCAUCAAUCGUUUAGUUACUACUCUAUUACGUGCUGACGAUGUGCGCUGUUUUACUCAGCUUAGUCGUGCGAUCUAUGUUGUACCAAACAAAAUUCACUUUGGGUUUUGUUAGGGGGCAUCGAUUUCGUAUAAUUUAUGUUUAGCUAGUAUUUGUAUUCACGCUCGUUUAAUUAAAGUAUAGGCAUCUUUUCCCCUUUUUUGUGUAUAGCCGCUGUAUUUUUUAAAAUCGAAUUCUAUAUAAAAUUAUAACGUGGGGUUCUAUGUCGGCCAUAAACAGUGUGUGACAAUGUUUAUAAAAAAUAUUUUGGUGAAACAGUCGAUCGACGAUUAUGUGUUGCAGUUAUUACGACAGCUGUGAAAAGUAUUCUUUGCGUAGUAACUACAAACGUCUUGUUGAUUGGGUCUUGGGAAAUUCAGUCCCUCUGCCGCUUCUAAACAGAAUGGCCACGUGGACAACCUUUGAUAGACCACUCAUUCACAGUUGCUUCUCCCCGAUCAAUAUUCGCUUAUUUUUUUAACGCUAUCAUUUUUAUUUCAUAAAUACAAAUCAAUUUAAACUAAUUCGGCAUACUAACUACCCACCUCGAAGCUAGAUCUGGAAUAUUAUAGAAUAUAUCACACAAAAAUGUAACUUUGCAAACAUGAGCUAAUUAACUUUGUGUACGUUAAUACGUAGAGAAUCAACAUUUAUAUUCUGAGUUAGACCUUUGUAUAAGCACAGAUCAGUUAUACUGUGCUUAAAAACCAUCUAUUUGCUUCCUUUUUUAAGCUCACGCAAGCAAACAAAAUGAUGGUUAUUAAAUAACUAGAAAUAUUAGCAAUAAAUCAAUCUACAUGAGCAUCAGCGCGGCUUCUAGACAUGCCUCGAUAAAGAUGUCCUUGUAUUGUUCUGCCAUUUCUUCCAGAAGUCGUCUUAUGUUCGCCGUCUGUUUGUUCCAUUACGCUGUAAAUAACACGACAACAAAGCAGUCUCUUCGUAGACAGUUGCCUAAUUACUCAGCGGCCACAACCUUAGUAGCAUUUCUUCCGAACCACUGGAAAAAACAGGCUGUUUGGCCACCUAGUUUGCCUUUACUCUUGCAUUCUGAUUUGGCCGUAUUCAGUCCACGUAUUCAGCUAGGUAAGGGAUUCGAGUCGGCGCAGUUACCAUGACAAUGGCACGAUACGUAAGUCGACUUACGCGAAUCAGCAGUCUAGACAGAUGUUCAUUAGGCAUAGGCAGCAGCAAUGGCACGAUUGGUAUAGAUGCUGUAUUAAUAGUUGCAGAACUACUAGGUAUUAUAUAUUUGAAUGAUUUGGAAUGGCGGUAGGACACGCCAACAGACAAGAAAUGGACAAGAGAAAGCUAGAUAGCAGUUACUGCUACGGCGAUAGAAUGGAGCCUUCGACAUUCUGCGUACGAAAUCGGCGCAGGAGGAUAAGUAGAGAUCUGCUAAUUUAAUAAGGGGUGAAACUGCAGGUCAUUUUCAACUGCGGAAGUACUGGUGUGCUCCCAACCGUAAGACAAGUUUUUGUCAGUUACGAUAAUUAUGCAUUAGAAUUUUUCAUAGUCAAAUUUCCUGUGCUUCAUGAUUUUCCUUUGCAACUAUUGCUCUGAUUUACCUAGACGGUGAAAGUAGAUAUUUAACAGCUACCUGCAU